CCUCGCAGGCGGGGCGGAGAAAAUGGCGCUGCCCCCGGCCGCCGCGCCCCCCGCCGGGGCCCGGGAGCCGCCGGGGCCUCGCGUCGCCGCCGCCUCCUCGGCCACCGAGCCGCCGCUCGGCCUGCCGCAGCUGUCGGCGCUGCCGCCCGAGCCCGGCGGGGUCCCGCUGCACUCGCCCUGGACCUUCUGGCUCGACAGAUCCCUCCCCGGUGCCACGGCAGCUGAGUGUGCAUCAAAUCUGAAGAAAAUCUACACAGUACAAACUGUACAGAUAUUCUGGAGUGUAUACAAUAACAUCCCUCCUGUGACUAGCCUGCCUUUGAGAUGUAGUUAUCAUUUAAUGAGAGGAGAGAGGCGACCACUUUGGGAAGAAGAGAGUAAUGCAAAGGGUGGCGUAUGGAAAAUGAAAGUUCCCAAGGACAGCACGUCCACAGUUUGGAAAGAGCUGUUGUUAGCAACUAUUGGGGAACAGUUCACAGAUUGUGCCGCCGCAGAUGACGAAGUAAUAGGAGUCAGUGUCAGUGUUCGGGACCGAGAAGAUGUCGUCCAAGUCUGGAAUGUAAAUGCCUCUUUAGUCGGUGAAGCAACUGUUUUAGAAAAGAUCUAUGAACUUCUGCCCCACAUAUCUUUUAAAGCAGUAUUUUAUAAACCCCAUGAAGAGCAUCAUGCUUUUGAAGGUGGACGUGGAAAACACUAAUUGCACUCUGUAAAGAAUUCUUUGUCCUUUGCUGAUUGGUUUUGGAAACGGUCUUAACAGGAGGGAGAGUGAAGAGAAGACUUGCCGAAGCCCGAUGCUGGUCAAUUUAGAGUGGGUUUCUGUCCUUGCAGAUUGAGCAAUUAGGGCUCAAAGUGGCAGGCGGGGCGGGGGGAGAUUGUGUGGGUUUCUACCAUCACAUUACUUACUUUUUAAAAAAAAAAAAUUUUUUUUUUUGGCUUUCUAAAUUCUCUGUUCUAUUCACUCCAAAAGGUUUUUUUUGCCCUUUGAGAUUCCUUAUUCAGUCUAAUUAUUGUUUUCUACACUCCCCUUUUAUUGAGGCACAAGAAAUCAGUUCCCCUUUAAGUAGCUCUGCUGUACCUAGUUAAUGAGAAUAUGCAUAAUCGUGACAAUACUGCUUUUGAAAACCAAACUGAAUGAGGAGGAAUACUAGCUUGGUGAAACCUGUCUUCUGAUUAUUUGUUGUGACACAUUCCUGUGUACUAUGAUCUGGGCAUUGUUUUUUUCUGUCCCAGGGAAAAGAAAAACCAUACUUAAUCUGAUUUUGCACUGACAGCACACACAUCUUUUAUUUUUCCCUUUUAAAACUUUUUUUGUAAGCCAUAAAAGGAAAAUCAUAGUUGGGUUGCUUAACAUGAAAACUGUAAUCACAACUCAGUAUCAGGGUAUAAGUCAAACUCUAGGUCUUUGGACUCUCUGUAGAAAUGUUUCUAACCAGAAUUUCAAUUUGACCUUUUCAAUGGAAGGCUUAGGAGUGGUAGCAAGGGAUUUCUCCCAAUAGGAAACCUGAUAUUUCUGAUUUAAAGAGAAAGUGAUAUUUUAAUUGUUUGAAGUAAGCUUCUUCCAAAGUUUGGGUAUGUUUAGCCACUUAGGGCUGUUCAAAUCAAUUCCAACACAUUUUGUUAAAUGAUCUCUUUCUCCUGCUCACAUUGUUUGUCCUUUUUUGAUAAUUGAUAGCCCUCCAUGUGGGGCAACUUGUCCACUCCCUUUUUCAUUUAGGAGCAGGAAGUUGAAUCUCAUUUCCAGGUGAAUGUGAACAUUCACAAAGUUGAGCUUUGAGUGCAUUCUGUUCAUAUUAAUUAUUGGAAUUGUUGAUAUAUAUUGUAUUAUACUACCAAAGAAAUAUUGGUUUCAGUAGUAGGAAAUGGCCACCCUCUGGAACAUUAAGACUCAUUCAGAAUCAGAAUACACUGAUUUCCCAUUCUUGACUUUGCCAAGCCUCAGGCUGCUUUUACCUGAUAAGGGCAGGGCCGUUUGAAGAUGCUUCCUCCUGCUGGCUUGGUUUUAGAGUCAGGAGAGCUAGUGAGUGCUUAUACAUUUUUUGAAAGGGUGGUGCACUCAGAACUUCCUUGUACCCAGGAUUUUUAAUUCCUCUUGCAGUGCUGACCAGCAGAGAGAGGUGGGGCUACAUUAAGGCAUGUGUUUCUAAAUUAAAAUCUCUGUUCAAACAUUUUAAAGGACUUUCAUCAAUAUCUAUUUAUGAAAGUUGUGCCCUUCUCUUGCAUUACUAACCACAUCAACCACAAUAAUCAUCAUCAUCAGGUUUUUUUUAAAAAAAUGCUUUUUCCUAGACUUGAGUUUCUUCAUUGAUUUCUAAAUUGGGUAUAAGGGUAUCAGAUCCAUUUAGCAAAAGUCUGGGACUUGUUUCUCUAUAAGGGUAUCAGAUCCAUUUAGCAAAAGUCUGGGACUUGUUUCUCUAAACAUCAUACUAACAUUUAAGUUGUUUUAAAAUUAUUCCUCAAGGAUUUAAAAAAAUUCUGGACACGAAUUAAAAUUUUUUUAUGAUAUAAGUAUUUUUCUGAUAGAUUAGAAAAAGGAUAUAAUUGACUUCAUUAUAAUUGUCCUAUAUAUUUCCAUAAAUAAAUGGAUUUUGAAGUA
This is a messenger RNA of Cynocephalus volans (Philippine flying lemur), 2593 nucleotides long. RefSeq names its product eukaryotic translation initiation factor 4E family member 3 (gene EIF4E3). Lineage: Eukaryota; Metazoa; Chordata; Mammalia; Dermoptera; Cynocephalidae. Gene Ontology annotation, biological process: translational initiation. The transcript is spliced from 7 exons. Gene Ontology annotation, cellular component: eukaryotic translation initiation factor 4F complex. The coding region runs from base 23 to 697 and encodes 224 amino acids. The record is from RefSeq and is a predicted model, not a curated record. Gene Ontology annotation, molecular function: RNA 7-methylguanosine cap binding; translation initiation factor activity.